This is a messenger RNA of Arabidopsis arenosa, 1624 nucleotides long. NCBI's taxonomy places the organism in Eukaryota, Viridiplantae, Streptophyta, Magnoliopsida, Brassicales, Brassicaceae. The record is from the annotation of a GenBank genome assembly.
GGCAAAUGUAAUAAAUUUACUCGUUUCCUUAGUGAAUUCUUAGAUAUGGAAAACUUGUUGGAUCCUCCUUUUGCGGCCAUUGAUGCUAUCAAAAAGAUUCAAGAAACAAGGAAUCUCAGGCCCAAAGUACAAAAUCUUGUACGGAAACCUCAGCGAGAUAAAGAAGAUGAAGAAAGAAGCUGACCUUUUGGUUCUGGAUCCGAAGUCCAACGAUAUCUUCCCUCGUGUGUUUCCUCAUUAUCACCAAUGGAUGUCUCAAUACGGAGAAACAUUUCUAUACUGGACUGGAACAAAACCAACGAUAUACAUCUCAAAUCAUGAACUAGCGAAACAGAUCUUGUCGAGCAAGUUCGGUUUCUCUAUUAUACCGGUGAAAAGACCCGAGGUCUUCAUACUUUUUGGUAAAGGACUUUCCUUUAUCCAAGGUGAUGAUUGGGUUCGCCAUAGACGAAUCUUGAACCCUGCUUUCUCCAUGGACCGCCUCAAGGCCAUGACAAAACCGAUGGGGGAUUGUACCUUGAGGAUGUUUGAGGAGUGGAGAAAACAGAAAAAUGGUGAAUUGGUGAUCAAGAUUGAGAUAAGCAAAGAGUUCCAUAAACUGACCGCAGACAUUAUAGCGACUACUGCGUUUGGAAGUAGUUAUGCGGAAGGAAUCGAAUUGUGUAGAUCACAGACUGAGCUUGAGAAAUAUUAUAAUGCCUCUCUCAAUAAAGUCUUCAUCCCCGGAACUCAAUACCUCCCUACGCCUACAAACCUUAAACUAUGGGAGCUCGAUAAGAAAGUGAAGAACUCGAUCAAAAGAAUCAUAGAUUCAAGGCUAAAAUCAAAAUGUAAGACUUAUGGCUAUGGGGACGAUCUUCUAGGGGCCAUGUUGAAUGCUGCGAAAUCUAAUGAGCAUGAGAGAAUGAUGAGAAUGGAUGAGAUCAUAGAGGAAUGCAAGAAUUUCUACUAUGCAGGGCAAGGAACUAUUUCGCUUGCAUUGACAUGGACUACGAUGUUACUGAGCUUGCACCAAGAUUGGCAAGAGAAACUUAGAGAAGAGGUUUUCAAUGAAUGUGGUAAAGAUAAGAUCCCAGAUUCAGACACCUUAUCCAAACUCAAACUGCUGAACAUGGUGUUGAUGGAGUCCCUUCGUCUAUAUGGACCUGUGAUUAAAAUGUCCCGAGAGGCAACACAAGAUAUGAAGGUAGGACACUUGGAGAUCCCCAAGGGCACGGGCAUUAUUAUCCCGUUUCUGAAGAUGCACACUGACAAGGCGAUGUGGGGAGAAGACACGGAACAGUUCAACCCAUUGCGAUUCGAAAAUGGCAUUUCUCAAGCCGCCAUUCACCCAAACGCUCUCAACGCGUUCUCAAUCGGACCAAGAGCUUGCAUUGCCAAAAACUUUGCAAUGAUCGAAGCCAAGACCGUGCUCACUAUGAUCCUUCAACAGUUCCGGCUUAGCCUCUCCCCCGAGUAUAAGCACACGCCAGUUGAUCACUUCAAUCUGUUUCCCCAAUACGGCCUACCCGUAAUGCUUCAGCCUCUUGAUAGUAGUUCUUAGUGGUGAGGAAGAGAACAAAGCAAGAGAAUCUCAAUGGUCAAGUUAUGUUCUAUAAAUCACAAAUAAAAGUGAAGAUCAUAU